AUGGACAUAGGACCCCCAGACGUGCUGGAGCGCAAGGGGGCUUUGACUCUGCGCUCGCAUUGCGUGCAAUAUGGGAGACCCACCCUAAUGUACCGCUGGCACCAAAACAGAGAGGCUGAACCUAAAGAUUAUGAUAUAAAUGAAGUUCCUUUGGGUUCAAAGAAUUUAUGUCAAUCUACUUACUCGAGAUUCGGAACUGUGGAUGGGUAUUUGUCCUUUUAUGCUAUUUUCCAGACAUGGAUCACCACAUACCAGGAUCAUUUGUCUCAACCGUAUACAAAUAAAGGAUAUAGGGAAAUAGAGAUUCGUAAGUCCAUGCUGAAUGAAGAUAAUUUUGAAGAUGGUGUUAUUGACAGGGAGACUGGGAUGCCCAAAACAGGAGUUGGAGCUGUAUUGCCAAGACACCCUUCAGAUCACUUUCAAAUGUAUCUGGAUACAACAUACCGUAUAGACUAUGUUCCUCCAUAUGAUUAUACGCCAUAUGUUGGAGCCCAACCAGAUGGUUAUUCUGUAGUUCAUAGAAAAUGUCACUCUCAGUUUACUGACACAGCAGAUUACAGAAGACAUGGUAUCAACACAUGGCAAGAUGAGAGUGGGAUAUAUGCUAAUAUGGAUAUAAAGCAACAGGUCUUCCCAGUAACUAAUCCUAUACCGUCAAACGUGCAUGAAGAUCAUUUCUAA
This is a messenger RNA of Emys orbicularis (European pond turtle), 681 nucleotides long. It is a transcript of the gene CFAP95, whose product is annotated as cilia and flagella associated protein 95. The transcript has 6 exons. The record is from RefSeq and is a predicted model, not a curated record. Bases 1 to 681 code for a protein of 226 amino acids. Gene Ontology annotation, cellular component: plasma membrane. NCBI's taxonomy places the organism in Eukaryota, Metazoa, Chordata, Testudines, Emydidae.